Molecule: messenger RNA, 918 nt
Organism: Bactrocera latifrons
Lineage: Eukaryota; Metazoa; Arthropoda; Insecta; Diptera; Tephritidae
Product: neuropeptide Y receptor type 2
Exons: 3
Coding region: 1-918 (305 amino acids)
Biological process (GO): neuropeptide signaling pathway
Cellular component (GO): membrane
Molecular function (GO): neuropeptide receptor activity
Source: RefSeq, a predicted model, not a curated record
AUGGCUUGCUUGUUUGAAAAUCGAAAAUUCAUAGAAAACGCCGUACGCCACGUUAAAAGUACGCUGAACGUAAGCGAAGCGCAGGGAUUUGCUAAUGAUGACGAAGUGGUAGUGGCGGAUGGCUUUAGGAACAACAGCGCAGAAAAUGAAGCUAAAAUAUUCGUCUUGGGGUCAUAUAUCGGCAUAUUCAAGGAGGAUCUGAUCACGGUGACCGCCACCGAACGUAUCACGCUCACAACUGUUAUGUCGUUGUUGCUGAUUAUUUCGGUAUGUGGCAACAUCUGCUCGUUGCGUGCGAACAUGCGACGACAACUCCGGCCGUUUUUUCGUGCUUGCCUCAUAUCGCUGGCGAUUAGCGAUUUGAUUAACACCACCUUCCUCACAAUGGCCUAUUUGAGUCAAAUAUUACAGGAAUAUUCGCAGGUUUGGCUACUUGGAAGCGGCAUGUGCCGAGUGGUGCCCUCCAUCACCACUGCCGCGAUUUUGGUGAGCUCAAUAACGCUUGUCGGCAUAGCAAUGGAUCGUUAUUUUGCCGUUAUGUGCGCGGUAAUUAGUUUUUGGAAUCCGGGUGUCAUUUUCUGUGUGCUUAGCAUGCUCGCCUUAUGGGCAGCAGCCAUUGGCACUUCAUGGCCGGUGUCUCGUGUCUAUGAAUUACACGCCGUUCACAUACUAACGAGGCACUGGAUUCCUGUACCCAACACGUACAACACUACAAUUGCUAGUGCCGGCUCAGCUACUGUAACAACAGCAACAACAGCAGCGGAAUCUUACACAUCUAUGCCUACGUUAUAUGAAACCUCUGCCGAAACAGUAAUAAAAAGCGCUUGGGAACAACACACCGGCAACAACAAUCAGUCUUACGCCAUGCUGAUGACGUCUGAGCUGGUGAUGAUGUGCAUAUCCAAUCAGACCUUCUAA